AUGACAUACAAUUUGACAUGUUUCAAUGCUGAAACAGAUUUCACGCCUGAAGGUGUUAUGAUGUAUCGAUUUCGUGCAUAUGUAACACCAUUAAUUGUUAUAUUUGGAACAAGUGGAAAUAUUCUAGUGAUUAUUGUUUUUAUUACAAUGCAAAAUAAAUCUCCAUGUCGAUUUAAUUCUUACAUAAUUGGUAUUGCUGUAGCGCAUAUCAUGGAAUUGAUAUUUAACGCAUUUUUAGAUGAUUUUCUUGGUAGAGGAUUAGCAUGGUUGACAGAAUGUAACAUAAUUAUUAAAUUAGAUACUUAUUCAUUAUUUUUAUGUAAAUUUUUCUCAUACAUUCCAGAAACAACCGGAUUAAUUUCAACCAAUGUUCUAAUUAUAUUCAGUUUCGAUCGUAUACUAACCGUAUUUCAACCGAUUAAAUUUCGCGGUGAUCGACAUCUUCGUUUUGUUCGGUAUAGUAUUAUAAUUAUUUAUAUUAUUGGAAUGAUAUUAUACUUGCCGACAGCUAUUAAUUCUGGUCUUGUAACAAAUAAGCAUAAUUAUACACUUUGUCAAUUUGUUGAUCCAUUGAAAUUCAGUGUUCAAUAUAAUUUAUAUUUAUCAAAUAUUGGCGCAACAAUUAUACCCACUUUGGUAGCAUUUAUCACUACGAUUAUUAUAACACUUAAAUUACAUAAAAUAUUUAAAGAACGCUAUGAAAUGUGUCAACAUGUUGAACGGAAUACCAAUGAACUACGUCGUAUCGCUGGACAUUUAGCUAUGACAACAAUAUUUUUCAUAUUAAAUAUACCAUUAAUUAUUGUAGUAUUAUUGAGACAACAUUCAGAUUAUAGUAAUUACAAUGUAUUAUAUCCAAAUUAUGCGCAUAAAUUAAAACAUCUUUCAAAAUUAUUCAGUUCUAUUAAAUCGCUGAAUGCUGCUAUGGAAUUUCCGACAUUUUUCAUUUUUCUACCAGCAUUCCGUCUACAUCUUCGUCUAUUAUUAUUAUGUAGACAGAAAAAAUCCACUCCUAAAGAUGUCUUCUCUUUACAUCGUAUGCGAAAAACAUGGAAGCAAAUAUUAACACGAAAUAAUGCGAAAUCACAAACAACUACAAAUAAUACGAAGAAAAAUGGAAUCACUGAUAAAACACAGAAUACAAACUAA
Messenger RNA from Schistosoma turkestanicum, 1149 nucleotides. The record is from the annotation of a GenBank genome assembly. Lineage: Eukaryota; Metazoa; Platyhelminthes; Trematoda; Strigeidida; Schistosomatidae.